This is a messenger RNA of Lactuca saligna, 2729 nucleotides long. Lineage: Eukaryota; Viridiplantae; Streptophyta; Magnoliopsida; Asterales; Asteraceae. The record is from the annotation of a GenBank genome assembly.
UAAACAUAAAAUCAAUUUCUACAAAACCACAAAAGUUCGUGUAUCCAAUGAUUUUGUUGAUACAGUAGAUCCUUAUCAUUUUAUCUCUUUCCCAGAUUUGCUAGCCAGGAACUUUGACACUUGUGUUGCAUUUGAUUUUCUAGGUGUUGUGUCAACUGAUCCCAUGCGAGUCACUGUUGAGUAUGGAAGAGAGAAAAGGUUAAUGAAUCUGGUUGCUCAGGAUUUAAGUGGUACGAGAAUUGCAGUCGCUUUGUGGGGCAGUUUUGCAAUGAAGCUGAAUACUUACAUUUCACAACAUAAUAAUGUCACUUCUCCUGUUAUUAUCCUGCUACGUUUGGCGAAACUCAAAAUUUGGGGUGGUCAGCCUCAAGUUGGUAAUUGUUUGUUUGGGUCUAGAUUGCAUAUAAAUGAUGAUAUGCCUCAGAUUUUGGAGUUCAAAUCAAAUCUUAAUGCUUUGGAUACGAAUGUUGAGUCUUCUAGCCGUACAUCCCAACUCAACUCAUAUACCGUUCUGUCUAAUCCAGAGGAUUACUACCUCCGUUUUCAGAUAAAAAACAUUGAUGAAAUUCCUGAUUUUAAUGAGGAAGUUGGUUUAACCAUUAUCGCUACUAUCAUUGGUUUUGAUAUGGAUGAUGGUUGGUAUUCAUUUUAUUGUCGUGAUUGUUCUAAAAAAGUUACUAAAAAUGAUGAUGAUCUUGAUGCUGGCCCCUUUCACUGUGAUGGUUGUGGGUUUGUCUCAGAUGUAUUUGGAAAUGAUAUGCCUACAGAAAAAGUGGACUAUGAUUACUACAACAUAGAAUUGUUUUCAUCUACUACAUGGCAAUGGAGGGAGUUUCAAAAUAUCCAGUUACCAUCAUCUGUUCAUCAUGUCUCUGAUGAGGCAGUUACAAGUGGCGAGACGUCGACGUGUUUCCUCUCUCCUAUCUUCAAAUCCGAAAUCGUCUACAAGCUUCACUCUCGUGAUUCCAUCAAUAGCUUGACGAAAAGGCAAAUUUCCUGUUCAUCACCUCAUCAAACGUUGAAAUCCCUUAACGCUUGCAGAGUUUUGACUAAGAUGACACCUGUUGGCCCUUUUGUGAAAGCUGCUCGACCUGAUGAUGCAUCUUCAAAAAAAUCCAGUGAAAUCCAAAACAAAUGUCCAAUGAGUAAAGAAGCCCAAAAUAAGGGAUGCCCAAUGAGCAAGGAAAACCAAAACAAACCUCAGGGACAAGGAUGUCCAAUGAGUAAAGUCAAGCAAGAUUCCGAAGAGUCUAAAUCUAACGUGAUUUCCCCAAAAUGCCCCUUUGGAUAUGAUUCUCAAACUUUCAAAAUCGGCCCCUUCAGUUGCCUGAUAUGCCAAGCCCUACUCUUUGAAUGCAGCAGAUGUGUUCCUUGCACUCACGUGUUUUGCAAAGCAUGCAUAUCAAAGUUCAAUGAUUGUCCUCUAUGUGGAGCUGACAUUGAGAAGAUAGAAGCUGAUGCAAAUCUUCAAAGUGUAGUUGACCGAUUUAUCGAUGGUCAUGCUAGAAUUAAAAGGUCUCCUGUGGAUACAGAUGAAAAGGAAAAGGAAAUAAUUGGUGAGAAGAAAACAGUGAUAUAUGAAGAUGUCUCAUUGGAAAGAGGUGCUUUCCUUGUUCAACAUGCAAUGAGAGCAUUUCGUGCUAAUAAUGUAGAAAGUGCAAAAUCAAGACUUAGUUUAUGUGCACAAGAUAUAAGAGAACAACUUGAAGUAGCAGGGAAUACAUCUGAGUUAUGCUCACAAUUAGGAGCUGUUCUUGGUAUGCUUGGUGAUUGUUGUCGUGCAAUGGGAGAUGGUAAUUCUGCAGUUGGAUAUUUUGAUGAGAGUGUGAAUUUCCUUUCGAAAGUGGGAACAGAUGAUCUAGAGGUUACACAUACGCUUUCGGUUUCUUUGAAUAAAAUUGGGGAUCUGAAAUAUUAUGAAGGCGAUUUGAAAGCUGCAAGGGAUCAUUACUUUCGGGCUCUUGAUGUUCGUAGAAAUGCUAUAAAAGAUUCUUCAAAAGCUCCAUCACAGGUUCUAGAUGUGGCUGUGUCCCUUGCGAAAGUUGCUGAUGUGGAUAGAAAUCUUGAUGCUGAGGACACAGCAAUUGAAGGGUUUCAAGAAGCCAUAAAUUUGUUGGAAUCUUUGAAUAUAAAGUCUGAAGAAACUGCAUUGGAACAACGGCGUGUUUCUGUAUUGGAAUUCCUAAAUGGUCAACUCUCCAAGAAGCAAUCCAACUGAGAUUGGAAUCAGAAUGAUGCUCCAUUUUGCACAUCUGAAGAAGCUUUUAAGUGAGUUGAUGAAUGAUGAUAUGAUAUGAUAUGGGUUCUUUUGGACCCUAAUACUAAUAGUAAUAUAUAUAUGGAGCUAAGUUGGACAUUGCUCAAGAAUAAUAUCUAGCUCCUCGUUGCUAUGAUCUUUUUCUGUUUUUGUUAUAUAAAAAUGCACUUAAGAUGAGUGAUGUUUGUUCUUUUGGUCCCUAAUAUGUUAUACUGUGAUUGCUCAUGUAAAUAAGCCUGUGUAAUUGUAAGUUUUCCAAGCUUUUUUUGAAACUCAACAACCAUAUAUAGAUAUAAACGUAUGUAAUGUAUUAGUUAUCGUACUCGUCAUAGUAUGUCAUAUUUAUGUGUGAUCUAAUUUAAUUAGGUAAAGGUUUAGUUUUUUUUUUUAAUCCUCGUAAACUGUUCUGUGGGUAAAAUAAAAUGUUGGAUAGAUAAAUGAUGCAUGUUUGGAGUAAAUAAAUGAUAUAGAA